Molecule: messenger RNA, 4315 nt
Organism: Schistocerca cancellata (South American locust)
Lineage: Eukaryota; Metazoa; Arthropoda; Insecta; Orthoptera; Acrididae
Gene: l(3)mbn
Product: protein lethal(3)malignant blood neoplasm 1
Exons: 7
Coding region: 1-1761 (586 amino acids)
Source: RefSeq, a predicted model, not a curated record
AUGGGGGAAGCUUGCGCCGAAGAAGGAGGAGCAUCUCCGGAGCGUCCCGACGCCGGGCUACUCCGGAGGCGGCGGCCGCGUCUGUGGACUAGGACUGUUGAGAGCUUGCAGCCUGGAGACACCGCUUGUGACGGGAUGAGCAUGUGGGCAUCCUCCGAGGGCGGCAGUCCGUUGCGCCACUCUCCGGGGAAGGCGGCGUCAGCGAGGAGGCUGGCCGUAGUGUGGGCGGUGGCGGCGGCGGCGGCGCUGCUGUGCGGCCUGGUGGUGGGUGCCCCUGCUGCCUCAGACGACGGCUACACGGACGAGAACAGGCCCUACGAGUUCGGAUUCGUCAUCGAGGGGCAGCAGCACCGCCACGAGAAGAAAGAUGAGAGAGGCAUCAUCAUGGGGGAGUUCGGCUUCAUCACGGCGGACGGAGUCUACCACGUGACGGUGUACGCCACGGACGAGAACGGGGACUUCAAGAUCAUCAGCAUGAAGAACAUCCGCCUCGGACCGCCGCUGGACCAGAUGCGCACGGCUCCGCGCUCCAGCACGACAACGCGCCCUGUGACGCAGCCGCCGGCGCCGGCAGCAGCGGCGCGCACCUCGACGGCCCCCGCAGUCCCCGGCUCCACCAGGACGGCGGUCAGGCUCGACGGCGUCAACGGUUGCAGCGGCUGCCUCAUCCCCACCACCACGGCAGCCACGCCUCCAGCCAUCGGCUCUGAGUUGCAGCCUCCGUUCGUUGGAGGUCCCCCAUCCGCUGGAGCACCUGGAAGACCUAGUCCCGCAUCCGUUGGAACACUUGGACAAGCUGGAGGCGUCGGCGGUGGUUUCAGCACUGGAGACAGAACUGCCAGUGGCUUCGGUGCUGGCCAAGGCGGCGGAGCCGGAGGCGGCGUCCAAGAUCGCAUUGGGGGUGGCAUCGCAGAUCGUACUGGUGGGAGCUUCGGAGGUGGGGCUCCAGGUAGUGCUGUAGGCGGCGGCGUCGGCAUCACUAGGGCUCCUGUGGCAGGUGGCAGUGCCGGUAGCUUUGGGGGCGGUGCUGGAGGCGCUGGGAGUGGCGACAGAGGAGGCGGUGCGAGCGGCUUCGGAGGGCAGCGCCCUAGCCUGCCAGGGCAGCCAACUGUCGGCACAGCAGCUCAGCCCGGCAGACCCUCCCAACCAGUGGGGCAGCAGCCGGCGUUCGGAGCGCGACCCUUCGCCGUCCCAGCACAGACGCCCUCGGGAGUUGGCGGCACUCCUGGCCAGCAGGCGACAGGCCCAGCUUCCGCUCGGCCAGGGCCGCAGAACGCUGGUGCCCCAUUUGGAACCGCUGGUGCCCCAUUUGGAGGUGAGGCGUCGCCUCCGGGUACUCGGCAGCAGACCGGCGAGCGCCCGACGGCGUUCGGUGGGCGGCCGUCCUCCAGCCCUGGAGCUGCCGGUGGUGGCGUCCGAGCCCCGAGUGGCGGACUGGGUGUUGCGCCUGGAGAGCCCGUCAGGGACGGACUCCCGCCGGGAGUCACCAUGCAGGACGUUAUGGAUGCCCUGCUCUACAGGUUCAACUACACGCUGCCGUACCACGGCCACAACGAGGAGGGCUACCGCAGCGGCAACAAGGUGGGCGGCUACUUCGCGGACGGCCGUGACGGCGUCGGCCGCAAAGUCAAGUACCUGGCCAACGAAUUCGGCUACCAGCCCAACAUCACGCUGGUCGACCUGCGGCCCGACCAGACCCACACCGAGGAGGACGAGCGCAACGCGCCGCUGCUCGGAUACAAGUUCGAGUGGCUCUACUGAACGCCAUCUCCAAGCAGCCACUCUCACUGCAAGACACGCUGCCUCAGACAGCGAUCCAUACAACCGCUUCACCGUAGCUACAUUAAAAUUGCAGAUGCGUUCUGUCUGCACGCAUUUCUACUUUAGUGAAUCGUCCCACCAUUUACAGGGGAUGUUGCACAAUUUAUGUUAUACACUUCUAGAAGUUCUGAAGGAAACAUAGUAGAUCAAGUUUUACCUAGGAACUCAUGUCCGGAAACGUCAAAGUUAUAGACCCCGGCACCUGUAAAUGUGUGUACGUACAUAGUGAUUCGGUGAUGAUGUAACAAACUUUUUAGGAUGAUGUGGAAGUAUAAAUGUAUCAGUCUGAGGUAAGGGUCGUAAGAUAUAAGGGAAAAUCAUUCUGAUACCUCUGGAAACACAUGUACAGUUACUGUUGUUGUUAAGAUUAUAGACUAGACCACUUUCAAAGGUAGUAGCAUGGACCAAAACAGGGAAGAAAUAUCCAGUAAACGUGGUCAUUGAAAUUUAUAUCUGAGAACCUAUGAGAACUUGUUCAUCUUCGCGACUGUGAAAUACCUCUCCUCUUUUGAACAAGUGCUCAUAACUCUUACGGAAUGCAUUUUUGACCUCAUGUCUACUGGAGGUAUUUCUUCUUUUGGUCCAUACUACUACCUAGGAAGGUUACCUACCCUACAAUCUUCGCAACAAUAGUACAAGUACAUGUAUUACAUUGACAGAGGUAUCAAAAAGGUUUUCCCCUAUAACUUUCGACGCGUUCGUUUCCUGUACAGGGACUCUCACAUCAAAGUGAUACAUUUUUCCUUCUCCGUCGUCCUAGAAAGUUUGUAACAGCAUCACAGAAUCAUUCUGUGCAGGGAUACAUUUACAGGCGCUUGCGUGUUUAACUUUGACACUCUGUAGCGUCGUUGGGUGACGUUUCCGGACGUGGGUACCCAUGUGAAACUUGAACUAUUAAGUCCCCUCUACAACCUCUAGAAGUGUGUAAAAUGAAUUCUGAAGCAUCCUGUAGAAUACCACAACUUCUCAUUGUUUUUUUCUGUUUAUCACCAGUAUUUCUAACGGUUGUUGUUCAACCAUAUUACACAGUAUAUCACACGCCAUAACAUGACUAAUUAUCAUAAAGGUUUAGUCAUCACUUCGGAAGGUAAAGUUAGGCAAUUAAUUAUUCUUUGUUUGCAACUGCGCGUGUGUUAUCCUGAUACAUCGAAAUCUCGGCGCCACAGUACCCUAGGACGCGUAGUGUAAGCAAAACAUAACUGCGCAGCACAUUGAUAUAGUGGAGAAUCGUGCGAUAGUUCGUUUACGGCAUUUGAAGCGAAAUAACACUGCAACAGAAAAAUUGCGUCAAUAUUUCCGCAGGUGUCUGGAUUGGCCUAAGACAAUGAAACAUUUCUGCUGCUGUCGAAAACGAAUUACCACGCUAUACUCCACUGAAUCAAUGGUCUGCGCCAUUUGGUUUAGCCUGCUCUGGGGUGAUAGACUACAGUGGUGCGGAGCGUACCUUCAAACAAGCAAAUAUUUAAUUACGAAACUUCAUGAAUACCCUUCGUAUAAUGACUUUGAUAUCAGUCUUGUGACUGGUUUCGUGCAAUUCUCUACACCUCCUCCUUCUUUGACAGACUCUUCGUCACUUAGUAGCAGUUACAACUAAUAUACUGAAUUAUUUCUUGUAUAUAUUCGAAUCUCUGUCCCUCCCUAUAAUUUUCCCUCUGUUGUCCGCUCUACUAACAUGCAAAUUAUUCCAUGCCCUAACAUUCUCGUUCUAGUUAUAUUUUUUUCCAUAUAGUCCUAUCCUCGUCGAUUUUGCGCAGAAUCCACACAUUUAUUACCUCAUCAUCAUCAUAACUACAUCACCAUCUUCAUCAUCGUCAUAAUCAUCGGGGCUGCUUUCAGCUGCCCAGGUAGGAUGUUACCUAAGCAAUUUGCCUCCACCUCCUACUAUUGCUAGCUUUCCUUUCUCACCACGGCAUCUUAUUGUCUUUACUUCCCCUUCAACGCCUUCUUUAAUCUCGUCGAGCAACCUCUUUCAUGGACGUCCAACUUGUUUUGUCUUGGCGCGUUCCUUUCCACCUGCUAAUGAGGGUAUACGAUGGUGUGCAUCCGCGUUGAGCUCCCUAUAGCUACUUCCGUGGUCUACAGUAACUAACUUACCAGACCGGCUAUUUUCAGCUUCCUUCUGUAUUACCAGGUAUCAAAUGCACGGAUUACCUUCUCUUCAUAGUCCACUUCUAUACUUACAGCUAACUCAUCUCACCACCUUCCAUUCCAUCGACGAACCCAAUGUCUCCACUCUCUCACUUUCUUGCUGUAUUACCAUUCGAAUAUCACCAUACUGUCAAAACAUUUUCUCAGAAACUCAAUGAGCAUUGCUAGAGUACACGUUACUUCCUCUUAAUUUCAUAUGUUUACCACUGCGUUGCUCCACAAUGAAUCUUUCACCUUGCAGGAGUGUGUGUGUGUGUGUGUGUGUGUGUGUGUGUGUGUGAGAGAGAGAGAGAGAGAGAGAGAGAGAGAGAGAGAUAGAUAGAUAGAUAGAUAGAUAGAGGGAGAG